Messenger RNA from Sipha flava (yellow sugarcane aphid), 732 nucleotides. RefSeq lists its product as uncharacterized. Bases 1 to 732 code for a protein of 243 amino acids. The record is from RefSeq and is a predicted model, not a curated record. The transcript has a single exon. NCBI's taxonomy places the organism in Eukaryota, Metazoa, Arthropoda, Insecta, Hemiptera, Aphididae.
AUGUCUGACGAAAAAAGGAUUUAUCUCAGUGGUUAUGCAAAACGAAAAUUAAAGAAGGAGGCUGAAGAUGCAGUAAGCAAAUUACCUAAAUUAACGAAUUUUUUUAAAACUUUCAACAGUGUGAACGAAGUUGAAGAAGAAGCUAAUACAAAUAAUAAAGAUGAUUUGGUUACUAAACAUCGUAUAGACAAAACUAUGGCCGAAAAAAUGUUGAAUGAAAAUAAGUAUUGGGUUAAAGUGUUGCACCGUGUAGUAUCAGUUGUUAAAUUUUUGGUUGUUCGUGGGUUAACAUUUGAAAUUAAUGACUCACGGUUGGGUUCUCCGAGUAAUGGAAAUUUUCUUGGAAUUCUUGAAGUUAUUUCCGAAUUUGAUCCCUUUUUAAAACAACAGAUGAAUGAACGCGCUAAUAAAGGAUCAGGCAAUGUAUCUUAUUUUUCGAUGCGUAUUUGUAACGAAAUAAUUGACCUAAUGGUAAAUGAAAUUUUAUUAGAAAAAACUAAACAGUUACAAGAAACUAAAUACUUCGGUCUAAUUUUAGAUUCUACUCCAGAUAGAGCACAUAGAGAUCAAUUUGCUGUUGUUGUUAGAUACUGUUAUAAAGGGUUAGUAGUUGAGCGAUUCUUAACAUACAUUCAUAUAUUAAACCAUACUGGUAUUUCAAUGGCCGAAGAAGUAAUACAUUUUUCGGAAAAUAAUAAUAUUAAUUUGCAAUAUUGUAGAGGCCAAUCAUAA